AUGGAUCGCACCGAUAAGUACUCCAAAUGUGCGUCGUGCACUCGUGCUAGUCGGGUGUGUAAACGAGAGUUCCACACCAAUAACGAAUGGGAUCUGUUGAAGUCUGCAGAACAGAAAAUUGCGGAUAGUCUUUCCGCCGCUGAUGACGAGUUGGAGCUCUUGGAACCUGAACUAAAACUGGUUCAAGAUCGUUUGGCUGAAAUUCAAAACAAGAUCAAUAAAACACUUGCGCGCCAUACGCGUUUGCGAAAACAACAAAAGUUCUUAAAGGAACGUGGUUUCAAAAUGUCAAAACAUGAUACUGAGCUGCUCAAAAUUCUCGAUGAACAACAAUCGUCCCUAGAGUAG
Messenger RNA from Penicillium nucicola, 348 nucleotides. RefSeq lists its product as uncharacterized. Lineage: Eukaryota; Fungi; Ascomycota; Eurotiomycetes; Eurotiales; Aspergillaceae. Bases 1 to 348 code for a protein of 115 amino acids. The record is from RefSeq and is a predicted model, not a curated record. The transcript has a single exon.